AUGCCCCAUCGCCUCUACUUUCUACUACCCUUCUUCUCCACCCUUCCCAUCCCUCCCUCUCCCUCCCGCCCCUCCUCCUCCUCCUCCUCCUCCUCCUCCUCCUCCUUCUUUUCCUCAUUCUCCUCUCCAUUCCCCUCCCCUCAUCCUACCCGGACCCCUCCGCCCUUCUCCCCCCUCUCUCCUUUCUCUACUCUCUACUCCACUCUUUUCCCCCACGGUCGUAAGUCCUGCGGUGAGGGUGACAGACAUUCACGUAAACGGCCCAAGCCAUUGGUUGUUUGCUCAUCAAACCCCGUGACCCGUAGUGGACAGCGGUAUCCGUCUGGUGCGAGAAAGCAGCCUAUUUAGGGAGAGCAGUGCUUACCCAUGCGAGGGGCUGGGCAUAAAGGUGCCCUAA
Messenger RNA from Spirometra erinaceieuropaei, 397 nucleotides. NCBI's taxonomy places the organism in Eukaryota, Metazoa, Platyhelminthes, Cestoda, Diphyllobothriidea, Diphyllobothriidae. The record is from the annotation of a GenBank genome assembly.